Molecule: messenger RNA, 3130 nt
Organism: Poeciliopsis prolifica (blackstripe livebearer)
Lineage: Eukaryota; Metazoa; Chordata; Actinopteri; Cyprinodontiformes; Poeciliidae
Product: versican core protein-like
Exons: 8
Coding region: 200-3130 (976 amino acids)
Biological process (GO): cell adhesion
Molecular function (GO): hyaluronic acid binding
Source: RefSeq, a predicted model, not a curated record
AGUAGGACCGCGCAUCAUCUCGAGAGAGGAGUCAGGCUCACUGGGGAGAGGAAAACGAAGUUCCGCUGCCUCAUCUUGGAGAAGACCCAUCCAGGCACCGUUUUACGCACGCAUGUGGUGCACCGGGACGAGUUCGAUCUAAGGAUUUAAUAUCUAUAAACAAUUUUCUUUGCUCAAUGGAAUAAAAAUUAAUUUAAACAUGAUUCUAAAUAUUAAGCAUAUCCUGUGGUUAUAUUACCUGUGUGAUGCUGCAUUUGCAACAACAUCCAACACUUUAUCAAUAAUCCAACCAAUCUCUGGAUCUCUCUCAGGGAAAGUAAAUCUUCCCUGCUUCUUCUCCACAAUCCCAACAUCAGCGCCAGUCAUAGGUACAAAUAGAACAGCCAGUUAUGGUAAAGAUUACUUACGAAUCAAAUGGACCAAAAUAAAAGGACAGGAAAAGUCUACAGUGCUGGUGAUGCAAAAUGGGGUCAUCAAGAUGAACCCCAACUACAGGAACCGUGUGUCAGUGCCCAGUCACCCUGAGGAUGUCGGUGACGCCUCCUUGACUAUGGUCAAGCUGCGAGCUAGUGAUGCUGGGACUUACAGUUGUGAAGCCACAUACGGCAUUGAAGAUACGCAUGAUAUUGUUAACCUUGAUGUCAACGGUGUUGUUUUUCACUAUCGAGCAAGCACCAGCAGGUACACCUUAAGUUAUGAGAAAGCUGUCCAAACUUGCGAAGAUAUUGGAGCAAGCAUAGCUACCUAUUCCCAACUGAAAGCAGCUUAUGAAGAUGGAUUUGACCAGUGUGAUGCUGGCUGGAUUGCUGACCAGACAGUGAGAUACCCAAUUACCAGACCAAGAAACGGCUGCCUUGGAAACCUUAAGAUGAUACCUGGUGUUAGGACAUAUGGAGUUAGAAACCCUUCAGAGACCUAUGAUGUGUACUGCUACGUCGAUAAACUUGACGGUGAAGUCUUUUAUGCUCCUGCGGCGGCUAAGCUAACUUUUUUAGAGGCCACUGAGGAGUGCAAAAAACACAAAGCUGUCUUGGCGUCCACUGGACAACUCCACGCCGCUUGGAGAAUGGGCCUGGACAGAUGUGACUAUGGCUGGCUUUCUGACGGGAGUGUACGACAUCCUGUUGUGCAUCCUAGAAUUCCAUGUGGCGGAGGCCUAAUGGGUGUCAGGACAUUGUAUCGCUACAGAAAUCAGACCUACUUUCCAGAUCCUUUGAUGAAGUAUGGAGCUUACUGCUUUAGAGGAGGGAGAGACACAAUCAACCAGACUUUCCUUGUGGAUGUGUCUGUACAAGAAGUUAUUACCACCACCACCAGGUCCACCACUGUUUCCACCACAUCAUUUGACACAACAGCAGAGGCAGAGAAGUCUUCAAACUAUGAUGUUCCCACAUAUGCUACAUCAAUGUUCUCUGUCAGUAUGUCUCCUCCUCAGCCCACUCCCCCAGACCAAGAUGCUCAAUUAAUCACAACAGUUGGACCAACAAUUACAGAGGAUCCUGAUGAUGAAGAUGGUAUAAGCGACACAGACAUAAAUUACUCUAACAGCUUUGGUACUGUUGAACCUGUUCCUUCCCAUGGUGACAAGAUCACUGAAAUUCACACGAUGAAAGAGACCAUUGGUUCUACAGCAUCCUUUGAAGAUCCAGAUUCCCACUCUGUGAUUGAGAUCAGCACAAUCAGGCCUGAUGUACUUCUACCAGAUGUCUCUUUAAGUACAGCAGGCAGGUUUGCAGAGGGGAAGACAGAGAAAACUAUUGUGACUCAUAAAAUGAUCCCAGAUAUUUUCUCUGAAAUCACAGAUGCUCCUACAGAAUCUACUGAAAUGACCAGGAAAGGAGCAUUUAUUUCCUCUGAAUCAACAUCAUUCAUACCAUUCGAUUAUGAUGAUGGGAUUACAACUGAUCAUUUUCUCCAGGCUCCUCCACCAUUCCAGCCUUCACCACAAGUCAUAGAUAAAACUGCCGUGGAAACAUCAACCCCAACUCCAAGUGGCACUACCUCCGUUGUGCCAGAAGAUGAGAUAAGCACCACAGAAAUAACAGACAUCCCUGACACUGAAACGCAAAUAAUAACACAGAAAGCAGAUUCUCUUGCUACACCUGGUGCUCCAAAUGUAGCUUCCAGGUUCCUGGUUAAGAAUCAAGUGUUUACUGAAGAAGUGGCAUUGUCAACAACUGAACACACCCUCGGUGAGUCCAGCAGUCAGAGAACAGAACAUACUCCAGAAACUUUGGCAGAGAGAUUUACAUUCUCUUCUACGACACCGGCUGUAACCAGCACGCUCAAAGUCACACCUUCAGUGGUCACAGAGGCACACUUUCAGAAUAUUGCAGAAAAGACAGAAACUGCCCCAUCUGCAACUGUGACACGUGUAUUGAACAAUCCUAUCCCGUCCAUAGCAGAUGGUGAGCCGGUCAUUUUGACAGGAGAUCCGGACCAUUCUCAGGAACGAACUGUGUCCACAGCAGUCUCCGCUGUUAUUGAAUUAACUUCAUCUAAUAUGGUCAAUGAGACAACACAAUCUCCUGAAACUAUGACAACUCAAAUAAGCACAGAUCCUGAAACUUCUGGAGAAGGCUCUGAUGCUUUUCCUGUCAAGUCACUUGCGACCAUUGCAACUGCAUUCCCAACAUCUGCUGUCUCUGACCCAAACCCCAUGAGCCCAUCAACGCUUUCUCCGAUUACUCCAUCUAUCUCAUCAUCCAUAAGUACGUAUGAUCAGUAUGAAGAAAUGAAUACAAAGUUUUCAACAUUGGAGUCCCUUCCUGAAGUGAGUGGAUCAAGUAUUCAUCCGGACACAGCUUCGAAGCUCAUUGUCACAGAUACAGAACCUGCUGCACAAACACAUUCUAAUGUCACUGCUGAGUCAAUGACGACAACAGAAAAUUAUCCAACAAUUGGCACAAAGUCACCUUCAGUCUCAGAAACAUACACAUCUGAAACAAGUGAUGUGUCCAAAACUGCAGUUACGCCAGCCGUCUCACUCCUUAGCACAGCAAAACCAACAUUGGCGUCUCCUGAAACAGAACAAACUUUUACCACAUCCCAUUCUCAAACAAAACCUGCAACUACAUUUGAAAUGUCAAGUUCCGCCAUUACAGAUAGAGGGAGCACAAAUCCAUACUAG